Messenger RNA from Rotaria sp. Silwood2, 4452 nucleotides. The record is from the annotation of a GenBank genome assembly. Lineage: Eukaryota; Metazoa; Rotifera; Eurotatoria; Philodinida; Philodinidae.
GUAGAACUAACUUUUUGAUUUUUCCCGUUCAGAUGGUACCUCAAGUAUUAUUACUAUCUGAUCAACUAGAUAAAUUAGAAAAACAUUACUCAAUUGCCAACGAUGUUAGGUAUGCGUUUUUAUUACUUGUAUUCCUUGUUUUUUUCUUCAUGAGAAGCUAAGAUCGCCAAAUAUUCUAUGAAGAAGUUAUAAUUAAGAAAAAAAAACAAUGUUUUGUUCUAGCUGACAAAUCGGCAGCAAAAAUUCAAGAUGCAUAUCCUAUCAAGCUCGACUUCAAUUAUAUAAACGAGCAGCAUGGGAAAUACAUGAAAAACUUGAAUACUCUAGUGAAUAAACUGCAGCCAGAGUAAAGAAAAUAUCAUUUUGUCUUUUGUAAUUACACUAAGAUUUUGAAAUUUAUUUACACAUAUUAGCUUAAAGAUAUGUUUGAAAAAUUACUCAAAGCAUCCGAUUCACUUUCACCAUCUGUUGCAAAACUACUUCGGAAAGUUCAAAUACCUGUAGGUAAUGUAUUAUGCAGAAAUAAAAUAGAUAAUAGAUAUAUUCUACUUAAUUUUUAUAUAGAAGAAAAAGAACUUUUAAGAUGAACAAAUCCUGAUGGUAUUCCUGUUGAAGCAAGUUAUCAUGGGCCACGUAACUGACUAUUUCUUUUUCUUUUGUAAAUUAAAUGAAUUUAUAAUUCAUUUUGUUUUCUAGGUAUCGAAGGCCCAAUUACAAGAAAGGCAUUUGUAAAUUUGAUUGAAGCUUUUCAAUACGGACAAGUAAGAGAAAGUAUGCAACACAAGAUGUAGAGGAUUAAGAUAUAAAACACAAUAAAAUAGUUUUAAGAUUAUUUGUUGAUAACGAGUGGCCCAGAUUAAAUGGACCUCUCUGUAUUUUGACUAUAGCUUUUUUUCUUUUUGGUCUUUAGAGCUAAUUGUUUUUCCAAAAGAUGCGGCGUCAAAUUCUCUGUAAAAUCAUAAUCAAACUUAUUUAUGUAGAAAGUUAAGGAAAAACGUUAAACGAAGAUUAUCCGACACAUUAAAAGUACCCAACUUUCAAAGCUGACGGAUGUCUCAUAAGUGUCCGAUGUUUGUAUCUCUUUUUUCUAUCGCCAAGCACAUUAUUUUAAAAGUAAAGUAUACCAUACGAUGCAACGUGAAAAGCUCUACAAGUUAUAUUAAAAACCUUAUUUUAUGCAAGCACUCUUUGUUUUCAAAAUGGACAAAAUUCUAUGUGACCAAUUUUCGACGCUGCGAACAAGAUCAGUUUUGGUCGCACAGAGCUUUGCUUAUUAUAAAAACAAAAGAUGCAUAUAUAUAAAAUAAACUGUUCUUUAUAGAUUGUAGAGUUUUUCACGCUGCAUCUUGUAGUAUGUUUUCUUUUCUUUUAAUACAACAUAUUAGGCGAUAAAGAGAUGAAAUAAGAAAAAAUGAAUUCGUAGUGUACCAAAAACUGAUCUUGUUCGCAGCGUCAAAAAUUGGUCGCACAGAAUUUCGUCCAUUUUGAAAACAAAGAGUACAUGUAUAAGAUAAGGUUUUCAAUGUAACUUAUAGAACUUUUCACGCUGCGUCUCAUGGUAUACUUUGCUUUUCAAAUAGACGUACUUAACGAUAAAAAAAAAGAGAUACAAACACCGGUUAACUUUGAAAGUUGGGUACUUUUAAUGUGUCGGAUAAUCUUUGUUUAACGUUUUUCCUUAACUUUCUACACAAAUAAGUUUGAUUAUGAUUUUACAGAGAAUUUGACGGUGCAUCUUUUGGAAAAACAAUUAGCUCUAAAGACCAAAAAGAAAAAAAGCUAUAGUCAAAAUACUGAGAGGUCCAUUUAAUCUGGGCCACCCGUUAUAUGAUUUAGAAGACUAUGAGUAAGAUCAAAACUGUUCAUAUGAGUAGAUUUAACUAUUUCGAUACCAUACAACGAUUAGUUAAAAAUACUAAACUCAAUAUAAACAUAAUUACUACUGUAAAACUAAGAUACUUUUGAGAUCAUAUUUUCGGCAUAUAAAGAAGACUUCUAGAUUAGACGAAUCAUACUCUAAAAGUAGAAACCACUUAUGACUUGAUUCUUAUAAAAUCAUCAUUAAGAUUGUCUGAGAAAUGUGUAGGGGCGUGACGAGUUCUUGUCAUAAGAGACAGUUAACAAAAAAGGGAACUUUUUGAACAUCGAAUAUUUCAGGAGGUAAUUUAUCUCUUAUAUUGAAACUAAGGAUAUUUUUAAAACCAUGUAGUCUACUUAUAAACAAAAUUUCGGGUUAAAAAUCUUUUGUUUAACUUUUCUGUCUAUCAGUCAUCCUGCGGUAAAAAUUCAACGAAACUCUCCUGAGUCUAUAGACAAGGUUGAUGGAUUUGAUUACUUUUUUUGAUUGUUCUAGUCUAGAAGUCUUCUUAAUAUACAUGUAAUAUGAUUGCAACUUCAAGAAUCACUUUAGUGAAAUGAAAGAAACUAAAUACGCUUUAUCUACAAAAUUCAAAAUUAUAAAAUUUCUAAUUUUUUUUCUUCAAAUGGCUCUUUUGAUAGAACAAAUUUAAAGUUUCCUACUUGUGAGACCUUUCUCCUGACACAAAUAAUUUUGAUAUAAAAAGGCAAAUGCUUUUCCGUAAACGGAGAACAUAUGUUUUAGUGACUCGAAUUAAUGUAGUGAGUAAGAAGAAUCUUUUAAUUAAAUUUUAAAUAAUAUUUUUAUUUCCAUUUAUAUCAUAAGUAUUUGUAUUUCAAUUACACUAUUACAAGUAUAUUAAAAGACUUGAAGUCAGUGAUCGUUGAUAUAUUAUUUCGUAAUCAGUCAAAAUUUGAUUUUUGAAAGAUGUUUAUAGAGAAAAAACAGGAUGAAUAUGAAUUUCGGAGUAUAGAAGCCACUAGAUUAAAUGUUCGUUUUAAUGUAAGUUGAAUGCAAACAAUUUAUUCAUGAAGAUACAUCCAGAAUUUUACAAUUCAACUUUUUCUAUCACAAUACAAAUACAAUAAUACAAACAUCAUUUAAUAAUGAUUAGCAAAUAUUUGUACUAAAUCACUACCCGAAAUAAAAGACUUCCCAUAUUAGAAGUUUCAGGGGUUCUGUAGUUCUGUAGUGUCUACACAAUGUUAAUUUUUUUAGUAAAGCUCCGCAGAUACUAUUAAAUAAGUCUUGAUCAGACGCUGUCUACGUAUAAAAAAAUACUUCUGAGGCUAUGAUCAUUAUGUACUCUGUAAUGGGCACUUUGCCUAGUUACAGGUAUUUGAACAUUAUCACAUGUUAACAUACUUCGUAUUUUUCUGCUUGUAAUAUCAUGAUAUAGAGUGUGAGUGUUCUCUUCUGUAAUAUCCACACUCAUGUCGUAUUAGAAUCAUCACUCCACAGUAUGCAUCUAGGCAGACUUUUGGUUAAAAACGAAAAUCACGCUUUUUCGGGAUUUAAAUAAAGAGAAGUACACCGAAAUAUAAUCUAUUUUUGUUACUAGGAAAAUUGAUAUCUGACAAAAGUAAAAUAUUCGACAGACAAAUCCAGUGCAUUUUCUCAAUCUCUAAGUCGAACUCUAUAUAAUGAUUAAAACAAGAAUUUCUAGUAUCAUUCGAAGAGCUCUGUUCGUAAAAUGAGCAAUCCAUUCGCAUCCAACCACUGCACAAUGUGUUCGAAAUCAGCCUAGAUUUUUCAAGUAUUUUCAAGUUUUUCUGACUUUGGAAAAAAUGUUUGAUCAGCAAAAAUAAUAUAUUCAGAAUUAGCACAUUAAACUGCGUCGAAUGAUGCAUGUAUAACACAAAACAAUUUUGAAGCAGAAAAAAUUCUGAGCAAAGAAACACACUUCCUAGCAAGAAGGUCGUAUAUGUGUCUGUCAUGUGAGUUUUGAAUCCUUGGGAAAUUUAGAAGCUUCAAGGGCUUCUAUUGUGACGAGGGAUUUAACCGAUAUCGAAUUAGUAUUUUCGCUUCCUUCUCGUUAGAUGUACAGCUUAUGACAAAAGAAUACAACUGAUUCUGUAAUUAAUAUAAUUCCUAAAAAAAACUGGAGAUCACGUUUGAAUAAAUCAAAGCAUAUUGAAUAAACUUUUACAUUAUUGUUAUCUAUGAUCCUUUUUAUCUAUUCAUAGGUUUUACAUGAAAAAUAUGUCUGUCAAAUUUUUUAUCAAGCACGUGCUAUACUUAAGAGUUUACCAAAUUUUAAUCAUAUUGAUUUAUCUAAUUUACAUCAUAUAUACAUUAUUGGUGAUCUUCAUGGACAAUUAACUGAUUUAUUACAUAUAUUUAAUGCGAAUGGACUACCUGCAAUUGAUAAUCCAUAUAUAUUCAAUGGAGAUUUUGUUGAUCGAGGUCCAAAUUCAGUUGAAGUUUUUCUUUUACUAAUGGUUGUAUUGAUUCUUUAUCCAAGUUCAGUCUUUCUUAAUGGCGAUGUCUCAAUUGAAGUACCACCCAAAUCUCAAAGUGGUGGCAAACAAUUGACGGCUGCUGAAGGUGAUGAAUAUCAUCAAAUGCAAGGUAGUAAUGAUAUAAAUAAAUAA